AUGAAAAAUUAAACCAAUUAAUCAGAGAUUUGCUAAUAUUGCAAUUUAAGUGAUUGUGAAUGUUCAGACCAAGAAGAUUGGGACAGUUGUGAUUCACCUAAACCAAAAACCCUCUAUUCUUUUAAAGAAAUCAAUUUACAAAAUAAAUCCUUAUUAGCUGAAAUCAGAAUAAUUUGCAAGAAUCUCAUAUAUGUAAUUGGUUUAGCACCUAAUAUUGCUAAAGAAGAUGUAAUCUUAUAUUUUUAUUACAGCAAUUAAAAAAACUUGAAUAUUUUGGUCAAUAUGGAUAAAUCUAAAAAUUAAUUGUGAUUCAAAGUAAUACUUUUAAUCCCCCAUCUCAUGCUGCUUAUAUUACUUAUCGAAAUGAAUAAGAAGCAUCAUUAGCAAUCUUAGUAAAUAUAAUUAUUAUUUAUUUGUUUUGGCAUGUGAAAAAUUUCCCUUACACGACAGAUAAGUUAAAGCUUCUUUUGGAACCACCAAAUAUUGCACAAACUUCUUAAAAGGUUAAUAAUGUAAAAUCAAGGAUUGUGUUUACUUACAUCAGCACCCAAAAGACAAAGACAAUACACAAGUAUUGAAAAAAGUAUGCACUUUUAAUUAUAUUUAGG
This is a messenger RNA of Paramecium sonneborni, 608 nucleotides long. Lineage: Eukaryota; Ciliophora; Oligohymenophorea; Peniculida; Parameciidae. The record is from the annotation of a GenBank genome assembly.